This is a messenger RNA of Copidosoma floridanum, 1556 nucleotides long. Its product is annotated as royal jelly protein-like protein. Gene Ontology annotation, cellular component: extracellular region. The record is from RefSeq and is a predicted model, not a curated record. Lineage: Eukaryota; Metazoa; Arthropoda; Insecta; Hymenoptera; Encyrtidae.
ACAAACUAUAUGUAUAAAUAUAUUAUCAUUCUGUACUUUUUAAGAAGUCACUUCCAAGUCUAGUAUUUUCUCUUCUUUAAGACGCUUUGAUUGCAACAGAAAAGUCACUUCGAGUUCCUGCUUCAUUUUUAAAUCUCAUUAAAUAUCUUAUUCUCAAGGACAUCACAAGAUGCGUGUAACCAUUUUUAUCAUCUUUCUCGUACCAACUUUAACUUUAGCAGCAUACAAGAUGAAGGAAGUUUAUGAAUGGAAAUUCGUGGACUUCUUGUGGCCAUCUAAAUAUGAGAGAAUUGAAGCCAUUCAAAAUGGAACAUACAAUCGUAAGAGGAUUAUUCCAAUGGAUGUGGACAAAGAUCGAGAUGGUCGAGUUUUCGUAACGCUCCUUGGAGCUACAGGCGUGCCUGCAACUCUAGGUAUAGUUACGAAUAAGACUGGACCUUGGGGACAUCUGAUCAAACCCUACCCGAACUGGUCGUGGUUCAGACCUAAUGACUGUAAUAGUAUACAAAGCGUCCAUAGGAUUGCUAUCGAUAAAUGUAACAGACUGUGGAUCUUAGACGUGGGAUUUAAGAUGUGUUGCUGUACAGUGUGUCCCCCUAAAUUGGUUGUAUUUGAUCUUGACUCUGAUGUACAUCUUAAAACGGUCAUAAUUCCUGAUAGUAUUACAAAGUACAAAAGAAGAUCUUCAAUAUUUGUGACGCCAGUAGUUGAUACCAAAGGGCCCCAAUGCGAGAAAACUACGGUAUACAUUGCAGACACACAUAGUAAUACUUUAAUAAUUUACGAUGGCCAAAGCAUGCGGAGUCUGAAUCAUAAUACUUUUAACUUUGAUCAUAACGCUCAAAUUUUAACGUCAGGUGUAAAUAAAGUAAAAGCAAAAAAUGGCAUCCUUGGCUUAGCUAUCUCACCUCAGGUUUACCCUACAGAUCCCAAAUUCUUGUACUAUCGUCCACUUAGCUCUAAAGGAUUGUUUGCAGCUAAUAUUAAUGAACUUGAGCGUAGCUUCCACGGUGAGAACGUAAAUUAUUUUGGGGAUAAAGAACUACUGCCAAGUCAAGCCGUAGCCAUGGCGUUUUCAAGUAAUGGUACACUCUUCUUUGGACUGACAAAGGAAAGUUCAAUUGGAUGUUACAAUCAAUACAAAAAAUUAGUUCGUGGCAAUAUAGGAAUAGUUGACCAAGACAACGAACGGCUUGGAUACCUCAAUGGUGUCAAGGUGAUUAAAUCAUCAAAAAAGCAUCCAAUAGAAGAACUAUGGGUUCUGUCAAAUCAUUUUGUGGCAUCACUUUCUCAAUCAUUCAUGCAAAACGACAAAGUUAAAUUUCGAGUUUUAAAAGGUAGUGUUGAAAAUCUUGUCAAAGGAACCGUAUGUGGUUAGCCAAAACGCAGAUAGUAUUAUAUCGAUUCUUGUAUUUAAGAAUGGUGUUUUUGUCGUGAAAUAUAGUAAAUAUCAAUAACACUGUAUUUUGUUUUUUUAUCAAAAGUCUAAAAAUUUUGAUCAUUUCAUGUAUACAUUUCCUCAAAUGGUUAUCUCUUCAAUAAAAGAAUUCAUCAAA